AUUUUGUUGUUUCUCUCGUUGUUAUUCGGUGUGAUACCUCAACACCCAAAAACUGCCCGCGAUGCCAAACAACCACAAAUAUUUAAUACUCACUCAACACUAACAACUUUAAACUUCAAUGCGAACGUUGCUGCUGCUGGUGUACAUUUGCGGGGGCGUUUUCAUGACAUAUGGUCGUGUGUCGAACGGCGUUUGGAAAUCGAUGUAUUCAAUUGGGGUUUCUUUGGUUCGAUUUAUUUGCACAGGUACCGCUUUGUGGAGCUUCACUAUCAUCGUCAAGAUCGCAAGAAGAAGGACGCACCACCGCGUAUAGAAACCGUUGUUAUUUAUUUGCCAGAUGUGCAUUCUUGUAUGCCGAAUGCUACACAAUGGCAAGAACUUAGCCAAGUUUACAAGAAUGCUGUGGAAAAUGUAAUCGCACGCAAAAGUGCUGCCGCCAAAGCAGCCGCUGCAAGUGGUACCGCCGCUGAUGCUGAAGGAGCUGCCUCUUCGCCAGCUGCUGAGGAUGCUGAUGCUGCGGACACUUCAAACACCCACGCUGCACAGGAAGAUGCUGAUAAAACUGUCAUAAAUGAAAGUAUAACAUCGAACAAUGAAGAAGGGACCGAAACUGCAACAACUAAUGGAGGGGGCGAAAGUGCUGUCAAUGGGGAUGCUGAGACCGGAGCUGAUACUUCUACGGAAGUUAUUACUAUAGAGGAGGAUGACCAAACGGAAGCUACACAUUAUUCGAAGUUGGAGUUGAAGUCAAUGAAGGUGCAGGAAAUACGCGAUGAGUUAACCGCACGUAAUCUAAAUUCCAAAGGUGCUCGAAAUGUAGUAAUGGCACGUUUGGCAAAGGCAUUAAACACUGAAAAGGCAGAAGAAAAAGAGGCAAAAAAGACAUUGCCGAAGGUAGAAGAGGCAAAAACAGAAGCCAAGCCCUCUAAAACCAUCGAACCAGUAAACAAGAAAAAAGAAUCGCCUAAAACUGAAGAGCCUGUCGCGAUCGAAGAAAACGAUAAACCUAAGGAAGAAGACCAACAAGAAGAACAAGAAGAAUGGAAUGAAAAUGACGUUAUUGACGUUGAUAUGACUGACAUUGUCAUCCUUGAUGAAUAUGAUUCAAGCAAAAAUCCAGAGGAAACCCCAAAAGAGUUGAAUGAGAAGGAAAAAAAUCAAUUGAUACGCCGUUACAAAUUACCAACUAAAGAGCACAUCAUUGUACACCCGAACAAAACCGCCAGAGGUGGCAAUUUUGAUUGUUCAAUAAUGUCUUUAUCGGUGCUAUUAGAUUAUGGCCCAGGUGAUACAAAGGAACGCUUUUUUGAGGUUUCAAUUUUUGCCGAAUUAUUUAACGAGAUGUUAAUGCGCGAUUUCGGCUUCAAUAUCUACAAAGAGAUGUACCUUUAUAACGAUGAAAAAGCCGAUGCGGCAAAAGAUAAAAAUGAUGAUGAAACCAACAGUGGAAAUAAAACAGAAGAUGGUCAAGCCAUGGAAGUCGAUGAAGAGUCUAAAGCAACCACAGAUGUAAAACCCAACGCUGAUGGUAUCGCAGAAAAAUCGGUAUCGGAGCGUAGAGCUUCAAAACGUAGUGUUGAUGUUGAAGCCGAUACCGAAACGCCAUCUAAAAAUACGAAUGACCGCAAACACAAGUCCACAGCAGCCACUAACGGCAAGGAAAGGGAGAGGGACCGUGAAAGAGAACAUGCUUCUGACAAAAAAAUGAUUGUUGUGAAGCCACAUCUUUUACUGUCUUUUAUUUAUUUCGACACUACUCAUUGUGGUUACAUAUUUGAAAAGGAUUUGGAGGAUUUAUUCACCGUUUUGGGUUUAAAUUUAUCGCGUGGCCAGAUACGCAAGAUGCUUGGCAAACUCUCUAUACGACAGGCAUUUUAUUACCGAAAACUCACCGAAAAGGAGGAAUCUAAAGAGGCACCACCCAAAAUUGAGGACGAAGACGAUAUACCCAGCGAGGAGUUAAAGAAAAUCGCUCUGGGAAACAACGUCUAUUUACCACUUGAAAAUGAGCCAAGCACCAGCGGAAGAAUUGUAGAAAAUGCUACCGCUUCCAAAAUCGAUACAGAUGAUGACGGUCUCGUCAAUUAUAAUGGAAUUGUUAUCCACGUUGGCAAACUAUUGGAACAAAUCAAGCGCACCGAAAAGAACUAUGGCGACUUGGAAAAAUUGUACAAUGAUCUCCGAAAACAGCACACUGACUUGCAGAGAGAUCAUAACAAGUCUAGCAACAAAGUCAAAGACUUGCAGUCCGAGGUUAAAAGUUUGAGUCGGAAACUUUCCGAUACAGAUCAAGAUUUAUUCGCGUUGAACCGUAAAUAUAGGGAUCAACACGGUACACUAUCCGCCAUUUACCAUCGUGUAGCACCCUACUUUAGAAGUGAAAAAGACAAGGAUCAUAAAUCAGAUAAGGACGGAGAAAAGGAUGCAAAAGAUAAAACUAAAGAUAAUGACAAGUCAGGCAAAGAUAAGGAGAAGGAGAAGGAUAAGGAUAAGGAUAAGGAUAAGGACAAAGAAAAGGAGAAGGGCAAAGAUAAGGAGAAGAUUAAGGAAUCUGGCAAAAAUGUUGAAAAGAAAACUGAAGGCAGCGAUGCCAAGGAUAACAACGAAGAAAACGAAGCCGCUGCUGAAGAAGAGGAAACUGCAAUAGCAGUAGAAGAGCAGAAUGACCACGAUGAAGAAGAGGAGCCAGAGGAAGAGGUUGAGGAAGAAGAAGAAACAAAUGAAGAUUAGGAAUGCAUUUAUUUUAGGAGUUGAGCUGGAUUUUUCCGUGGACACAUAAACAUUUUAUUAAUAUUGGCAAUUAUUACCCUAUGACUGCAUAAGUUAUUUUUAAUCACUAUUUACGUAACUAUCCUUUGGAAUACAUGUAAGUGCAUUGUGAAUUAAAUGCAUACAUACGAUAAUGAUAUUCAAUGGAUUUGUAAAAGUAUGUAGUUUCAAAUAAAGAGCUGCAACGGCUAGACUACGAA
Messenger RNA from Rhagoletis zephyria (snowberry fruit fly), 2969 nucleotides. RefSeq names its product cell division cycle and apoptosis regulator protein 1-like. Gene Ontology annotation, cellular component: nucleus. Gene Ontology annotation, biological process: regulation of DNA-templated transcription. Lineage: Eukaryota; Metazoa; Arthropoda; Insecta; Diptera; Tephritidae. The record is from RefSeq and is a predicted model, not a curated record.